This is a messenger RNA of Planococcus citri (citrus mealybug), 2351 nucleotides long. RefSeq lists its product as uncharacterized. The transcript is spliced from 4 exons. Gene Ontology annotation, cellular component: nucleus. Lineage: Eukaryota; Metazoa; Arthropoda; Insecta; Hemiptera; Pseudococcidae. Bases 655 to 1731 code for a protein of 358 amino acids. The record is from RefSeq and is a predicted model, not a curated record.
UCGGCGCUUAAAAAAGUGGAAACACUGAUUUUCACUUUAUCUCCAAAAAACACUUCUAUGGACACACAAACUGGCCAAUGUUUCGAAUUCGUGCCAUUUAUACCUACGAGUAGUUUUCAAAUUGAUUCAGCUCGACCUAUUUUCCGCAGACCUUUGAGCACACCUAUCUCUCUUGCAAAUAAGUGCUGUCUGCAUCAUUCGUCAUCUCUCAUCGAGAUCUACCUACACAAAAAAUAUUUUGAAAAAUUUUAAUCUCUGAGGGCCGGUUUUUCAAUUGCCAGUUAGUGGGAUUUAAACGGCAGUUAGUACUAACCGACCAGUUAAUGAUUUUUCAAUCAAUGGUUAAAAUUUAACUCAUAGAUAGCGCCCUAACUGCUGGCCAAAUGUAACCCGGCAAUCCGAAACGAGAGUUAGGUGAUAACUGCUGGGUUAUUAGACAUGUUAUGUAAACAUUUCAUCAUCUGGAGCAAAAAUGUCACCUAUGGGUUUUUAAUUAUUGUGAAUUCCGUGUUACAUGUACGUUUUGUUUCCUUUUGAUGUACUUACAUCUGCCGUGAAUUUGUCAUUAUUUGUCAUUUUUCAAUUAUUGUAUGAUUCCGUUGAAUUUGUUGUUAUUUGUGCUGUUCAUUUCUCCGCGUUGUUAAAAAAAUAAUAAUGAUGAGUGCUGCAUUUGUUGAAGAAUCUUUAAAAAGAAAAAGAUCGAGGGGAGAUAACUAUUGUUCUAGAGAGGUGGAAGACUUGUUAACUAUUUGCAAUUCCUAUAAUUGUAUCUUGGAAAAUAAGAAGACAGAUUUAGUUUCAAAUUCACAAAAAGUAUCAUGUUGGCAAGAGAUCGAGCAAAAGUUUAAUAAAAGCAGCGUUUCUGUGUUUCGGAAAAAAGAAUCGUUACAGUCUAAAUACGAAUCAGUUAAAAAAAUGCUUCGAAAAAGAGCAGCUCUUCAAAAAGCUCAUGUAAUGGGUACAGGUGGAGGGGAAUAUCUGAAAUUAAAACCACUAUCAGAGCAGGAGGAAAUUCUGUAUGCCAAUAUCAAGUUGAGUGCAGAAGGUCUACCAAAUUGGUAUGGGAUGGAUUCAUCAGCAGUUGUAGGUAUCAAUAAUGAGUACAGCAACAAUGAAGCGAAUAAUAGAUACGCGGAGGAACAUGUAGAUAACGACCUUCACGAACUCGAGAGUUCACAGGAUACAGAAACCAAUGUAGUUGUGGAUUGGGCAGAAUUCUCCGCUCCUAUGUUGCAGACUCGAAAAUCACCUCAGCUACAGCUCAAUAAUGGGUUAACACACAGCCAGCAGUCAAAUACAUUACCUCGAAGCCAGACAUCAAAUUUGUCCCAGAAUAUCAAUCAUGUUGAACCUGUCAUCGUAGUUGCCAGUACAAGUGCCGCGGUAGUUCAAUCAUCACAGAUGACAAAUCAUAAUGUUAGUAAUGGAACUCCUGCUGCUGCUGUUAGUGGUAACCUUCCUGCAGCCACCGCAAAUGGCAUUCAAGCACGAACCACUGUCACUCCUAAUCCGCCAGCAAACACUUUAAAUGUAAUUCGUAAGAAAAGGACUCCUCACAAAAAUGUGAAAAGUAAACCCUUUGAGGAGUUGGCAGUGAAAAAAUUAAAAUUAAUUGAACGAGAGCUUGAACUAAGCGACUUGAAGAAAACACACCUACAAGAAGAGCAUGAGUGGAAAAGGCAAAAAUUUACCAUAGAGUGUGAAAUCUUGAAAAAGCAAUUGGAAUCGUGAUCCUGAUGUUUAGGUAUAUCAUUUUUUUUAUCGUUUUAGAUCAAUUCGUUGAAUUUUUAAUUCCGGAAGGAUUCGAUGAGAUUUAUUUUAAUUUUUCCUUUGAAUUACGCUGGGUUGUUUUCUAGUUUUAGUUUAUUCCUUGAUUUUUAGUUGUUCGUUGAAGUGUUUUUAGUACUUUUUAGCAACAUCAUUGGCUUCAUUUUUUUUACAAUGUUACAGACUUUAAUGUUCAAUUUUCAGUUCGUGAAGGAUACGAUGAAAUUCAUUUCAAUUUUUCCUUUGAAUUAGCAUAUUUUAUGUUUAUUUUUAGUUUGUUCCUUGAAUUUCAGGUGUUCGUUGAAUUUUUUUAAAAUUGUAACUAGACAAACCAGCUCAGUUUUUAUUUACUGACAAAAAAUUGAAUCUACAUUUUCUCCUACAGAUCACACAAGGAUGUUUUAAUUUUUCAACGAUGUUAUUGUUUUACACUUUUACUGCAAGUACUUUUAUUUUGUUCAAAUUGUUUUAUGAAAAACGUGUUCAUUUUUAAUUUCUGAUAGAUUGUAAUCACCUUUUUUCCUGUUGUUUCUGUGAUGUUACUUUACUUGAAGUAGUUUUAUUAUUUUGUUUGAAUUGUUCCA